UUUUCUGGCCAGAGCUUCAGGACGUUUUUUGUUUUUGUGUUUUGCGGUGCUUUCCUCCUCCGAACUGUGUUUGGGGCUGUAGACCUUUACCUUUCUGGAUAUCUUGUGUUGGUUAUCAACAUGCCUGAAGUUAAUUAUCUGCUCUCUGUGUCCUGGGGAUAUAUAAAGUUCAAGAGGAUGUUGAACAGGGAGCUGACUCACCUAUCAGAGAUGAGCCGCUCUGGGAACCAGGUGUCGGAGUUCAUCUCCAGCACCUUCCUGGACAAACAACACGAAGUGGAGAUGCCAACCCCGCAGACGCAAAAGGAGAAGGAGAAGAAGAACAAGCCCAUGUCUCAGAUCAUCGGGGUGAAAAAGCUGCAGCACUCCUCCAGCCUCACCAACUCUAACAUCCCUCGCUUCGGAGUCAAGUCCGAGACGGAGGAGGAACUGGCUAAGGAACUCGAGCAUGUGAAUAAAUGGGGCCGUAACGUUUUUAAAAUCGCAGAGUUCUCUGGGAAUCGGCCCCUGACAGUCAUGAUGUACACUAUAUUCCAGGAGAGGGACUUGCUGAAAACAUUUAAAAUUCCACUUGACACCUUCAUAACCUACCUGAUGACCUUAGAAGACCAUUAUCACGGGGAUGUGGCCUACCAUAACAACAUUCACGCUGCCGACGUCACCCAGUCCACUCACGUGCUUCUGUCCACCCCUGCCCUGGAGGCUGUGUUCACAGACCUUGAGAUCCUAGCUGCCAUCUUUGCCAGUGCAAUUCACGACGUGGACCAUCCCGGUGUCUCCAACCAGUUCCUCAUCAACACCAAUUCAGAGCUAGCGUUGAUGUACAAUGACUCGUCGGUGUUGGAGAACCACCAUCUAGCAGUUGGCUUCAAGCUUCUACAAGAGGAGAACUGUGACAUCUUCCAGAAUCUGAACAAAAAACAAAGACAAUCGUUGCGAAAGAUGGUCAUUGACAUUGUGCUAGCAACCGACAUGUCCAAGCACAUGAACCUACUGGCUGAUCUGAAAACUAUGGUGGAAACCAAGAAGGUGACCAGCUCUGGUGUCUUGCUGCUAGACAACUACUCCGACAGGAUACAGGUUCUCCAGAACAUGGUGCACUGUGCCGAUUUGAGCAACCCCACUAAGCCUCUGCAGCUGUAUCGGCAGUGGACGGACCGCAUCAUGGAUGAGUUCUUCAGCCAGGGGGACCGAGAGAGGGAGCGGGGCAUGGAGAUCAGUCCUAUGUGUGACAAACACAAUGCCUCGGUAGAAAAGAGCCAGGUUGGUUUCAUAGACUACAUUGUUCACCCUUUGUGGGAGACCUGGGCUGACCUGGUCCACCCGGAUGCCCAGGACAUCCUGGACACGUUAGAAGACAACAGGGAGUGGUACCAAAGCACCAUCCCCCAAAGCCCCUCUCCGGCCCUGGACGACCCCGAGGACGGCAGUCGGCCCCCAGGGGGGGACAAGUUCCAAUUUGAGCUCACCCUGGAGGAGGACGGGGAGUCGGACACUGAAAAAGACAGCGGCAGCCAGCCGGAGGAGGAAGAGGAGGAGGAGGAGGAGGAUGAUGACGACGAGGAGGAAGAAGAUGACGAAGACGAGGAAAACAGCUGUACUGACUCUAAAACGCUGUGUACGCAGGACUCUGAAUCCACAGAGAUUCCUUUGGACGAACAGGUUGGGGAGGAUGAAGGAGAGGAGGAGGAGGAGGAGGUGGUAACGGAAGAGGGAGAGACCUCCUGUUCACAGCCGCGUGCUGUGGAGGAGGAGGUGGCAGCGCAGUGGGAGGAGGGAGCGGAAGCCCCCCACACAUAGCAGUUCAUGGACACCACCUGAUUAACUGUUCUUCUUAGUAAUGACAGAUUAUUUAUAGAAUAUUUUUGGGUUUUUUUGUCUGUCCUGGUUUUUUUUUAUACAUCCAUGUUAAUGGUUCCAAAGCGUGUGCUGCUCCCCAACUCCUCCUGGCCGCUUUGUUCAGACGCGCCCAGCCGGUACUUCUUCAACUUUUUUUUUUUUUUUUUUGCACUCAGGAAAACUCCUCUCCGUUCACGUCUGUAUUGAAGUGGUGCGCGCCCCCCCCACCC
This is a messenger RNA of Pungitius pungitius (ninespine stickleback), 2069 nucleotides long. Its product is annotated as cAMP-specific 3',5'-cyclic phosphodiesterase 4D. The transcript has 10 exons. Gene Ontology annotation, molecular function: 3',5'-cyclic-AMP phosphodiesterase activity. Gene Ontology annotation, biological process: signal transduction. Lineage: Eukaryota; Metazoa; Chordata; Actinopteri; Perciformes; Gasterosteidae. The coding region runs from base 121 to 1800 and encodes 559 amino acids. Gene Ontology annotation, cellular component: perinuclear region of cytoplasm; nucleus; cytosol. The record is from RefSeq and is a predicted model, not a curated record.